AUGCAACAUCGUCAUCGUUCACCUGUGAUUCCUCGAAUCCUCCUGAGUAUAGCUCUCGCUUUCUUCCUCGUUUUUCUUUUCUGUUUGUUUCUGAAUCCAAUUGGGAGCCAGCGUGUGAAGCUUGUGCAUCUGCCAGACCAGCCGUCGCCCGCAUCGCAGUCAGACGGUGAUCGUCGAUGCAAUGUAUUCCCCAAUGCGGCCAACACGCUCAUUGUUGUCAAGACGGGCGCCAAUGUGAUCUAUGAUAAGUUGCCCAUCCAACUCCUCACAGUACUGCGGUGUGCCCGCGACCCCCUCAUCUUCUCGGACCUGGCGCAGACCCUGGGGCGCCAUCGGGUCUAUGAUGUUUUGGACAAUGUAACCGAAGAGAUCAAGAACGGUCCGGAGUUUGACUAUGACCGAACUUUGCAGGACUAUCAGAAACAUGGCCAAGAUGUGCAGACACUCCGCGACAUCAGCAGUGAUGCGGCAUGGAGAUUGGACCGAUACAAGUUUAUCCACAUGCUUAAGAAGACAUGGACGAUGCGACCGGAUCAUGAUUGGCAUUCCGCUGAGGCUCUACAAGCCCAUGCUUCAAGGAGAGAGGCAGAAUACGCUUCGUUUCGGGCCUGGCGGUACAUUGGGGAGAGGUACUGGUGCCAGCCCCUGAUUACGAUGCACCAUGUCACUCCAGGUGACGUGAAUUCCAUCUGGCAAUUCGAGCAGCAGCGAGCGGAUCCUACAAAACCCCUCCUCAUCGCUGAUAUGUACGAGCACUUCAUGGGCCGGGACCUACCAUCCGAGCGGGAAGACUGGUACAACUUCUCCGAGGACCUCUUCUUCCGACCCCUAGGUAUCCAAGGGAAUCGUCAACCGCCGCCCGACGAAAUGACUCCGGUCCAAAAGGAGGCUCACCAGUCGUUUGAGCAAUGCGGGAAAGCCUGCGACGAGCAUCCUCGAUGCUUUCAAAACCUCUAUCCAAGACAGGAAGAGUGUUAUCGUCAUGCAUAUACCUGCCCAGAUAAGGAUAUUGCAAACACGCAAACAGCCUCAGUGCCAAUCGGAUGCGGCCAUCCAUCCCCAGGACGUUGGGCUCGCAGCUCGACCUGCCCCGCUUCUGGAACUUCAGGAGGUCCAGUCUCGAUCGACUGCGGAGGUUAUGGCUAUUUUACCACCCUAUCCUGUCCAGUCGACGAGUGCGGACUGCUAUCCAAGCACUGCGAUAUUGACUUGGAAAUGUCUUCAGAGAAGCAGCAACUCCCGGUGGUUGUGCUCGCAACGGCAGUCACCGCAGGAGUCGUCCUCCAACCAGUCGUCAAAAACGUCAAUGGUGAUCUAUAUCCCUUGUCGAUUCUGAGUUGCGUGAUUGCAGCCCAUUUCCUGGUUGCCUUGGGCCUGCAGCAGACAAGCGAUAUCAAUGGAGAUCUCUGGGCUGCGCAACGUCUCGCGUUUUUGGCCACUUCGUGCGCUAUCGCCUCUCUUUGGACAAACACUCUCAUCUAUCGCGUAUUUUUCCACCCACUGAGACACUUUCCUGGGCCGUUUGGAGCGAAAUUGUCGAAAUUCUGGUCUUUGCGCCAGGUGGUCAAGUCCAAGAGCAGGUGGUAUGCUAUGCUAAAGAAACGACUGUAUGCUUGUCUUAUGCACGGUCCAGGCCCCAAUGAAUUGGUGGUACGUGAUCCUGCCGCUCUUGCGCCAUUGCUCGGAGUAAGGAACAAGAAGGGCCCGUUUUAUGGAGCAACGCAGAAGUCACUGCACACCAACCAGGAUCCAGAGUUCCACAAACAACGUCGCAAGAUCUGGGAUACGGCCUUCAAGCAGGGUGAGAAAAUCAAUCAGCGUCGCAGACUUGGAGCUAACAAGAGUCGCCUCAUCGUAGCUCUCACUGACUACGGCCCUCGCAUCGAAGAGUUCACCGACGCACUACUGGCGAGACUUGAUCAAGUCACGGGCAAAGAGGUUCUUGUCAACGAGUUCUGCCUGCAUUAUGUCUACGAUGUGAUGAGCGGCGUAGGCUUCGGCAGCGCGACGCGAUUCAUCGAGGGCGAGUCUAGCGAUUUCGCCAACACGCUCCUCACGAAGAUCCAGAAGGGGAUUGCUGCAAUCGCAUUCCUGGCUCAUGUCCCAUGGAUGCUGACCGUUGCGGAGUCACUGGCCUUUGUCAUCGGCGGCCCGAUGAAGCUGUUCCAGGUGUGGUCUGUAGAGCAGGUGAAGAAGAGGAGAUUGAUAGCGAACCCGAGACCAGACAUCAUGGGUCACUUGUUGGAACAGACCCCGGAUGACGCAGAGGGCAGGGCGUUGCUCGACGCCGAUUCCCGUCUGAUAAUCGGAGCAGGGAGCGAUACUACGGGCUCGGCGCUUACCGUGCUCUUCAUGUUGCUGGCCUACUACCGUUCCUACCAGGAGAGGGUCCGCGAGGAAGUAGAGCAGUCAUAUGCCGACAAUACAUACAGCUGUGCCCGACCUCAAGUUCUACUUGAUGCCGUGAUCAAUGAAGCUUUACGUCUUGCCCCGCCGAUUCUCUUUAACCUGCAACGUUACCCUCCCAAGGGCGGCAUCACGAUUGGCGACGUCUACAUCCCCGAAGGCACGCCUGACGAGUUUAUCCCCGAACGCUGGACGUCGCGUCCUGAGCUGAUCACCAACAAAAAUGCGUUUGUUCCAUUUGCCAUGGGCCCGUACAUGUGUGCAGGGAAGAGUGUUGCCAUGAUGGAGAUGCGGUCUGUAAUCGCCAGAACGGUACAGAGAUAUGAUAUCAGCCUCCCGCAAGGGGCGAACUUUGAUAUUCAAGAGUUCCUCGCGAAUAUACAGGACCGAUUUACCGCCGGUGUUCCGGAACUGAAGCUUGUGUUUACGCUGAGGUGA
Rasamsonia emersonii CBS 393.64 is the source of this 2844-nucleotide messenger RNA. RefSeq names its product cytochrome P450 monooxygenase. Bases 1 to 2844 code for a protein of 947 amino acids. The record is from RefSeq and is a predicted model, not a curated record. NCBI's taxonomy places the organism in Eukaryota, Fungi, Ascomycota, Eurotiomycetes, Eurotiales, Trichocomaceae. Gene Ontology annotation, molecular function: oxidoreductase activity, acting on paired donors, with incorporation or reduction of molecular oxygen; iron ion binding; heme binding. The transcript is spliced from 10 exons.